AUGGGCCCAAAUGCAUAUGUCAUUGACCUCCCUCAUGAUUAUGGUAUUAGCUCCUCCUUUAAUAUUGAGGAUCUAGUUGCUUAUAAAAGCCCCACAACUAUUCCUGAUACCCCUUUUGAUGAGUCUUUGCCUAAUCCUAUUGAUGCCCCUAUUCCCACUCCUUUACCCUUAAAUUUGCCCUAUGCACAUAAAGAAUCUAUUGAUGCUAUUUUAGAUGAGCAGAUUGUUUCUACCAGGGAUGGAGAAGUUCACCGUUUCUUAGUUCGGUGGCGAGGGCGACCAGAUUCUGAUUGCACAUGGAUUACUCGAGAUGAGCUAUUGCGACUGGAUCCUGAUUUGCUGGAGUACUAUCAGAGCUCUUCAGAUUUCCACUCGACGGGGUCGAGUUCUUCUCACCCGGGGGGAGUUGGUGCGGACACGAGUACCACGAUUACAGCUGAGAGCUUUGCUAACAAUAAGAACGUUUGUGGAAAGCCUGUAGAACCCUGUCCAACUCAAAAGCGUGGACUGAAAUUCGACUUUUCAUUCCAAUGUGGGUUUCUAGUUGGUUAUGUGGUUUCUGCAAUUUCAGUAAUGACUAUUUUUGUGUCCCAUUAUGUGGUUUGCAUGAAUGAAAGGAAAACGGAUAAGAAGAUGACACUGUCAAAGGAAAGGAGUACUAAGAACGAGAAUAAAGAAGCUGAUCAAAGUGGCAAAUUAUUUGAUCCACAGAAUUCUCAGUUGGAGGGAAUAGUUGCUAAAAUGAACUUUACAAAACUUAGUGAGGCAACUGAUGAUUUCAUCAUAGACAACGUCAUUGGGAUGGGAAAGGUUGGGGUGAUGUACAAAGCAGUUCUUCCAAAUGGUUCACUCCUUGCAGUUAAGAGGUUACAUGGCUCUGAAUCAUUUGAAAAACAAUUCAUAAGUGAGCUAUUGGCACUGGGUACAUUGAGACACAAUAACAUAGUUCCCCUCUUGGGAUUUUGCAGAGAAAGGAAGGAAAAGCUUCUAGUGUACCAAUAUAUAUCAAAUGGCAAUCUUUAUGAUUGGCUACACGCAAAGGAAGGCACUGAUAAGAUCUUGGCAUGGCCUUUGAGGAUUAAAAUUGCAAUCGGGAUAGCUAGUGGCUUGGCAUGGCUUCACCACGGUGGGAUUUCAGAGUAG
Molecule: messenger RNA, 1143 nt
Organism: Quercus robur (English oak)
Lineage: Eukaryota; Viridiplantae; Streptophyta; Magnoliopsida; Fagales; Fagaceae
Product: probably inactive leucine-rich repeat receptor-like protein kinase At5g48380
Exons: 3
Coding region: 1-1143 (380 amino acids)
Biological process (GO): protein phosphorylation
Molecular function (GO): ATP binding; protein kinase activity
Source: RefSeq, a predicted model, not a curated record